AUGCUUGUGAUAUCGAGCAAAAGAGAUUCCAGAUUUAUAUCUGUUUUGGAAAAUAUUUUAAACGAUAUUAUCCCAUGUCAGUCUGUGAAUAUAACAAGGGAUUUCAAAUUGUCUAAAAAUUCAAUUCAUUGUGUACCUUCUGUUCUGAAGUGCUUAGGGCUUAUUGAGGUUUUUCGUCAUAGUCCGUUUCUUCUGUGGAAUCUUAUAUUGGCUAUUGAAUACAAUUGCACAUCUUAUGUGGCUUGUGAUACUAUAAAAUCUAUUUUCGAACAGAGUGUAAUUAUCAAGCAAAAUUCUCCAAAGGUAUAUGAUUUUAACCUACUGAAACCUGUAAUUCAAUUCAUGUUAACUGGAAUAGUCGAUCGUCCCGUGUCAAAGGUGUCCUGUAGUUGUAAUUCUAUUAAAUCAUUUCAGUUUGUCUUACAGAAUACAAGCUGGGAUAAUUUUAUUCAUAGUUGUUUGAAUAGUCAAUUCAACUUAUUGCCCAGUCCAGACAUAUUGAAAAAUGUUCUCAUUGUAUCCGAUUGGGAAGCUGCACAGUUAUAUAAAAAUGAUCUUUUAAUUGAUCAACUACUUGAACAUCUUUCUUCAAAUUUUCUCAAUCCAAAAGCUGGUCAAUAUUCUGAUAUGAAUGAACGGAAAUUGCUUGUUUGGUUACGAUUAUAUAGUAUAAAAGACUAUGCCGAUCUACCAUUAUCAGUAAAACAGCUGUGCAUCGCUCUUGCUAAGGCGUGGUGUUCAUUUAUAUUUCAGAAAACAGUAAACGAGUAUUUUGAUGAAUGUUUGACUGACUGCGCACAAGUAAUUUGCAGAUCUAUUUAUCUACACGCUGGAUCGUCUAAUGUAAUUGUGGAAAAAUCAGUCCAGGAGUUUUUUCAACAUAUUCUUGACAUGCUUGUGAUAUCGAGCAAAAGAGAUCCCAGAUUUAUAUCUGUUUUGGAAAAUAUUUUAAACGAUAUUAUCCCAUGUCAGUCUGUGAAUAUAACAAGGGAUUUCAAAUUGUCUAAAAAUUCAAUUCAUUGUGUACCUUCUGUUCUGAAGUGCUUAGGGCUUAUUGAGGUUUUUCGUCAUAGUCCGUUUCUUCUGUGGAAUCUUAUAUUGGCUAUUGAAUACAAUUGCACAUCUUAUGUGGCUUGUGAUACUAUAAAAUCUAUUUUCGAACAGAGUGUAAUUAUCAAGCAAAAUUCUCCAAAGGUAUAUGAUUUUAACCUACUGAAACCUGUAAUUCAAUUCAUGUUAACUGGAAUAGUCGAUCGUCCCGUGUCAAAGGUGUCCUGUAGUUGUAAUUCUAUUAAAUCAUUUCAGUUUGUCUUACAGAAUACAAGCUGGGAUAAUUUUAUUCAUAGUUGUUUGAAUAGUCAAUUCAACUUAUUGCCCAGUCCAGACAUAUUGAAAAAUGUUCUCAUUGUAUCCGAUUGGGAAGCUGCACAGUUAUAUAAAAAUGAUCUUUUAAUUGAUCAACUACUUGAACAUCUUUCUUCAAAUUUUCUCAAUCCAAAAGCUGGUCAAUAUUCUGAUAUGAAUGAACGGAAAUUGCUUGUUUGGUUACGAUUAUAUAGUAUAAAAGACUAUGCCGAUCUACCAUUAUCAGUAAAACAGCUGGUACCUACUAUGUUAACAUACUGUGCUUCACAUGAAAAUGAAUGUAUACGUAUAUUAGCAUUGGAUGGUAUUUAUAAAUUUCUCUGUAAAUAUUUACAUGUAAAAAGUAAAACAAAUAAUGAUAAUUGUGAUGAGAAAUCAAUGAAUUUUAUCCUGUCCAAUAUUUCUACUGCUCAAAUGUUGAUGGAUAUAUUUUUAAAUUGUUGUACUACAUUCAACAAUUGUUCAAAUCCAUCUUAUCGUAAUCAAUUUCGAAAAAUUUUCUCCAAUUUAACAGAGUAUAUACGUAUCAUAUGUAAAUCUAUUCGUUUCAAUACGGGUAUAGAACUAUUAAAUCAAAAUAAUCUUAGUAAAAAUAAUAAUGAACGUAUUAUUAUUUGUUUAUCCGAUACUGAAAUAUGCUUGGAAGUGUUUGAUAAUUUGUUUGAUUUCAAUAAUAUGGAAAGUGACGGUGUUAUAAAUAUGCCGGAAAAAGAUGUAUUAUAUUUAAUUAAAUUAAUACGUUUUAUCAGCUCAAUAUGUCGCAUCACUUCUAUUCAUACACGAACAGUUAAUCAAAAUACUAUUGACACAACAGUAUCUACAUGUAUAGAUACUUACUUUUGGCCAGGGAUGAGUUAUCAACGUGCGAAAUUUUUACUGGAUAUUAUUGAAACUUCAUUAGGUGUUCUUAAUUUAACAUCGACUGGUCCAUGGAAUAGAAAAUCCAGUAAAUGGAGAUCAGACUUUGGCAAAGAUUCAUCAUACAAUUUACGGACAUUAAUCGAUAAUAUUUCUGCACAAUAUAAUUGGGAUUAUAAAUCCACUAAUUUCUUACGAUAUUUAUUGAACGGGCUACUCUAUGUCAACUCAGAUCUCCAGUCACAAAUUUUAUCGAUUGUUUAUGAUCAUUGGAUUGAAAAUAAAGAGGCAUUGAAGGAAGUGAUUUAUCCCACAAUGGUUGAUUUGGCUUGUUCAUGGUGCGAUACUCCAUGGUGUUCAGUUUAUACAUCUGGGUCAAAUAUUUUAACAUUUUGUGGUACCAAUGAACUAUGGGAUUCUGCCUACUUUGGUGCAGAUAUUCGUACAUGGUUUUUAAGUAAAUUGAAAAGGUCUUCUGACUUAGUUUGGAUGAUCAACAACAGUCUUGGUAAUGCUGAUUUAGCCAUAUUUAGUGGUAAAUUACUUCAUGUUGUUCAGUUUCAAUCUGGUCUAGGAUUUUUAUUGACUAUUGAUCAAAUUUUAACUACUUGUUUAAGUAAACUAAUGAAACAUUCAAAGAAUAAUAAAUCCAAUCAAUGCAUUGAUCCAAUGCUAUAUGAAUUCAUUUGUUGUAAAGAAUUACCCAAUCUAUGUUUGGAAUUAUGCAAUCUGUGCCUUUUUUCAAUGGGUUGUCAAAUUUGUCAAUUUAAUCCAGAAGAUGAUAGUUUUGUAAUGAAUUUUUCUAAAGGUGCCUGUUCAUUUCGAGAAUUGGGUAAUGCGAUUUUUAAAACUGUUACGUUAGCAAGACGCAAUCAAUCUUUAACAAUGGGUAAUGAAACAGUUGGUCAGUUAUCACAAUGUCAUCUAAUUGAAACUAUGCAUACAAAUGAUACAACGGUUGAAAACUGUUCUGAUAUAGAUUUAUUAAAUUCUAUUGAAUUAUUACCAGAAUAUCAGCAUAUCAUCUCUUGGUCAUGGAAUACUCUCAAAUUCUGUUCCAAUAUUAUUGCGAAUUGGUUUGCUAUUCAAUGUAAAUUGCUUAAAGACAAUAUGAUGAGUGUGGAGCAAAAAUUGCUAUCUGCUAAAAUUGGCUACCAAUUAUUACAUCAGUUGUUACAAUGUCGUUAUAAGGGAACUAUAGAAGCAUUAUAUUACAAUAUUUUUCUUUAUUUACAAACUGUUGAAAACUAUCGAUCUUCUUCUUGUGCUUCGUCAUCAGCAACAUGUCAAGAAGAUGCUUUCAAAUCAUUAGUAUUGAAAAUGGAUUGCAAAAAUAUCACUACUGAUAUUCAAUAUUUAUUGACUUGUAAUGAUGCUAUUUCUGCUGAUCAUAUGUUACAAAUAUGUUGGCAUGUUAUUUGUAACAGUGCUUAUUCCGUUACUAGACGUGCUGCUGGUCUAAAACCAGUUAUACGUGCUUGUCUUUUAGUGAAAUCCUGUAAUGGACUUGAAAAUCCUCCUUGUUCACUUGUUUGUUGUUUAAAACGUUUAUUUGCAAUUACACAAUCAGACGAUAAUGAUGAAUAUAAUAAUAUGCACAAUACUACCAUUAAUCAAACUGUAUCUGAUUCAACUACACUUCAUGAUUCACCACGAGUAUUUGCUUUGCAUUUACUACAUGGACUAUUCACCGAUGCUCGAUUACGUGUACAUGAACAUCCUGUUCCUAUAGAAACUGAUGAUAGUCUAUCACAUGUGAAAAAUUGGACAAUUGAAGCUCUUCAAUUAGCUGUUAUUCCUGGUUUCAAUUCAAAAAAUUGGAAUGUUUGGAAUGGUGCUCUUCAACUUCAUAGUGUAUUAAUUUAUCGUCUGACUGGUAGUAUAAGUCAUGAUUUCGAAUUUCCACUAAUUUCUGAUGUCUGCUUUCAAUAUCCUCAAAUGUUAGAUAUUAUAUUGAAUUGUCUGAAUAGUAAUUAUCAGAAUUUAUCGUCUACACAAGCUUUAAUACCAAUAUUGACUUUAAUUGUUAGAUUCUCUCCAUCAUCUGAUCAUUCAUUGUUACAAUCAUCAAAAAUCAAUGAAAUCCUCAAACAUCUUGAAUAUAUACUUUUCAAUCAUUACAGUUUACAUAUUCGUAAAUUAGCAUCAAAAGCUUAUUUAGUAUUUUUAUGCCUACCAAUUGAUGCAUAUUAUCAAUCUAGCGUCAUUCAGUGCUCUCAAAAUAAACAAUCUUCACUUUGUCGUAUAUCAUGUAUUGGUGGACCAUUACAACUAAUUCCUUAUGAAUGUUUCAUGCAUAGUGCUCAUGUGAAACUUACCAAUCAUUCUAUCACUAAUGCAAUACAUGGUUAUUUAUGCUUAUUACAAUCAUGGUAUCAGAAUAAAACAAAUGAUAUUGUUCAACAUUGGAGAGAAUCACUAUUCAACAUAAAAUCAGCAUUUAAUUAUCUUCUUCAUUGGAUAUCUAUUUCUGCUUGGUUUCUUGCUUAUGAAUUAUGCAUUUUGAUCAAUUCUGUUUACAUAAAUCAUACAUUGAUUCAUUGCGAAGAGAAUUAUCGAACGGACCUGUGGACAAGAUUGCUCACUUUACGAAAAUCGAUAUUUACAUUGUCUAAUCAGCCAUUUCAUUGUGAAUUCUUAAGUGAAUUUCAUCAGAUUUGUAUAAAAUUAUUCAAUGAAAAUUUAUUCUAUCAUAUAAUUAAUCAUGAUAAUAAUAAUACAGAAAUUAAACCAAUUCUACUAUUACGUUUUAUUAAUCUAUUAAAAAUGGAUUCUAAUUUAUCAGAUGAAUGUACUUUAAAGUUAAUGGAUUAUUGGAUAAAUUGGCGAUCGUCAACAUGUCGUGUUGAACAACAUCCUCCUCCUUCUCCUCAUGAUCAUGAUCACCUUCAUCAUCAGCAGCUGCUACUGCAUGAGAACAAUCUCUUGGAAUAUAUCUAUCCAAAUGUAAUGUGGCGUUUCUUAGAAUUAUUCAAUUAUUCAUGUCAUUCUAUGCGUUUUAUUGAGAAAGUUUCAAAACAAUUCAAUGUAGAAAUUUUAUUAUCACGUUUAUGGAAUUUAUGUUCAACUAAUGAGAAUAUUUCUGGUGUACAAUUUUGUAUUCAUCGUUCAAGAUUGUUAUAUUUUAUCACGCGUCUACUUACUUGUCUACCAUUAUCAACAUCAUCAUCAUCAUCAUCAUUGAAUUAUUAUUCCGUUUACAUAAAUCAAUGGCUUAAUUUACUAACUGAUUGUUUACAAUAUCAUCGGUCAAUGGAAUCACGAAUUUUAGCGUCGAAAUCAUUACAAUUAUUGGCGGUAGAAUAUCAUUCAAACAGUAAUAAUAAUAAUAAUAUUGUUAUGGAAUUGCCAUCAAUAUCAAAUCGAAUUGAUAUCGUGAGAUCAAUUUUCAAUAUAUCACAGCGUAAAAGAUUAUUAGAUUGUAUGUUUCACGGUUUGUUUGAUGAAUCAUUGGAAGUUCGUUCAAUCAUGAGUAGUGUAAUCAAUGUUUGGUUAAAAUUAUCAAUAAAUCAAAUGAAUCCUGUAAAUUAUAAUCAUGCAAAUACUCAUUUAAUUGCUUUACAUAAACUAUUGAAACAGGUUAUUCCAUUGUUAUUAUUAAAUGAUAUCAAUGCUAAUGAGAAAAAUGCCAACAACAUUAAUGAAAUGCAUUCAAAUGAUCAUGUAACAUUUAGCGAAUCGACAGAUUGGUUAUACAAUAAUUGGUUGACUAUUAUGAAAUCAAUGAAUUGUUUGAUGAUUGAUGAAUAUGAAUCAAGUCAACGAAAUAUAUUAUAUGAUAGAGAAGCAUAUAAUACAUUCUGUGAACCACGUUUACAAAUUGAUCUAUUGUUUACAUAUCUUCUCAUGGAACCAAAUCUAUCUAAAGAGAAUCUUCUACAUGUCACAUCAUCAUUGAUUAACGAAGCAGAUAAUCAUUUAAAAUCUGUUUGCAAUAUGAAAGGUUUGCAAAUAGAAAAACUUUUGGCUAUAGAAAAUUGGUGUGGUCCGGUUGUUCCAUUUGCUGUGUUUACAAGAAAUUACAGUGUUCAAUUAAUAAAUUCACUGAAAUAA
This is a messenger RNA of Schistosoma turkestanicum, 6276 nucleotides long. NCBI's taxonomy places the organism in Eukaryota, Metazoa, Platyhelminthes, Trematoda, Strigeidida, Schistosomatidae. The record is from the annotation of a GenBank genome assembly.